This is a messenger RNA of Aspergillus aculeatus ATCC 16872, 1095 nucleotides long. Its product is annotated as putative NAD binding Rossmann fold oxidoreductase. The record is from RefSeq and is a predicted model, not a curated record. Bases 1 to 1095 code for a protein of 364 amino acids. Gene Ontology annotation, cellular component: cytoplasm. Gene Ontology annotation, biological process: NADPH regeneration. Gene Ontology annotation, molecular function: nucleotide binding; oxidoreductase activity. The transcript has 5 exons. Lineage: Eukaryota; Fungi; Ascomycota; Eurotiomycetes; Eurotiales; Aspergillaceae.
AUGACCACGCAACCGCGCCUCAAACUCGCUCUGAUCGGCCUCGGCCGUCUGGGAGCCAUCCGCGCCGAGAUCCUGGCCUUCAAGCAGCCUCGCAUCGAGCUGGUCGCCGCCUGUGACACCAAGCCCGGGGCUGACGAAUGGGCGGCGGCCAAUCUGCCCGCCUCCGUGAAGUUCUUUGCUGAUCCAGAGGACUGCAUGAGGAACAGCGGUGCCGAGGCCGUCCUUAUCUCGACGGCGACCGCUACCCACGCGCCUUUGAUUACCAAGGGCCUUGAUCUGGGUCUGCAUGUCAUGUGCGAGAAGCCGAUCUCGGUCGACGUGAUCACCACCGAGGAGGUUCUCGCUAAGGCUGCGUCUAAGCCUCACCUCAAAUUCCUGGUCCCCUUCUGUCGACGAUAUGAUGAGUCGUACCGUCAGGUGAAGCAGAUGGUCGAGGCUGGCGCACUCGGAGACAUUCACGCAGUGGAGAGCUCCUGUCUCGACCAGCAGGACCCUACAGGCUUCUUCGUGCGCUUCUCCGAGCAAUCCGGAGGUAUCUUCGUCGACAUGGGUGUUCACGAUAUUGACAUCGGCCGGUACUACCUGGACGUCAAAUCCGGCCUCACCAACCCCAAGAAGCAAGUCAACCGGGUCGUCGCCAUGGGCCAACAGGCCGUCUACGGCGAGCUCUCGAAGUACGGCGACGCCGACAACGGCUGGGGGCUGGUGGAGUUCGCCAACGGCAAGAUCCUGACUUUCCACCUGGGGCGGACGCUGACCAACGGGUUCGAGGGGAUGACGCGCGUGUGCGGCACCAAGGCGCACUCGGUGAUCAACGCCAACUCGACCAUCAACCGCGUCGAGGUGCGCGACGCCCACGGCGUGCGCACUGCCACCACCCCAGACGCCUUUGUACUGUACGACAAGUCCUUCCUCAAGGACCUGGAAGAGUUCGCCACCGCCUGCCUCGACGGGGCGCCCUUGACGUGCGCGCCCGAGGACGCGUACGAGGCCGCCAAGAUCGCCACGGCGCUGCAGUUCUCCUUCCGCCACGGCGUGCCCGUGUACUUUGAUGAUGAUGGGUUGGCGAUUCUGGAUGCGAGCAAGAAGGCAUGA